Molecule: messenger RNA, 4446 nt
Organism: Hippocampus zosterae (dwarf seahorse)
Lineage: Eukaryota; Metazoa; Chordata; Actinopteri; Syngnathiformes; Syngnathidae
Gene: tead3b
Product: TEA domain family member 3 b
Exons: 15
Coding region: 1-1458 (485 amino acids)
Biological process (GO): positive regulation of transcription by RNA polymerase II; hippo signaling; embryonic organ development
Cellular component (GO): transcription regulator complex
Molecular function (GO): RNA polymerase II cis-regulatory region sequence-specific DNA binding; DNA-binding transcription factor activity, RNA polymerase II-specific
Source: RefSeq, a predicted model, not a curated record
AUGAACUUGUUUAAUGGGGUCGCCGCCAACGAGGCCGCCACCAUUGCGUCCCACGAUUGGAGUGCCAACGGAAGCCCAGAAGAUGGGCUUGAUGGCGGGGACAACGAGGACAAAGCCAUCGAUGGCGACGCCGAGGGGGUGUGGAGCCCGGAUAUCGAGCAGAGUUUCCAGGAGGCCCUCGCCAUCUACCCUCCUUGCGGCCGGAGGAAAAUCAUCCUGUCAGACGAGGGCAAGAUGUACGGUCGCAAUGAAUUGAUAGCGCGGUAUAUCAAACUGAGGACGGGGAAGACUCGCACUAGGAAACAGGUGUCUAGUCACAUACAGGUGUUAGCACGGAAGAAAGUUCGUGAAUACCAGGCUGGUAUCAAGGUUUCUAGCCACUUGCAGGUUCUCGCCCGAAGAAAAUCUCGCGAGAUCCAGUCAAAGCUAAAGGCGAUGAAUUUGGAUCAGGCAUCCAAAGACAAAGCCCUGCAGAAUAUGGCGGCGCUCUCAUCGGCACAGAUCGUCUCGCCCAGCAUGAUCAAGAAUCAUCUUCCACCAGUGCCCCCUGCACCCUACCCGCCAAGCAGAUUCUGGCCCACUGCAAUUCCGGGACAGCCUGGACCCUCUCAGGAGCUGGUUCUAGAGCUCAACCCGGGAAGGACUCCUGGGCUUGGUCGCACCAGCCAUGCUAUCAAACCUUUUGCACAGUCUCCCUACCAAGGCCUAUCAGGUCCUGUACCACAGUCCAUACCAAGUUACGAGCCCUUGGCACCACCUCCCCCGCCCACAGCUACAGCUGUGCCAGUGUGGCAGGACCGGACUAUUGCCUCGUCAAAGCUGCGCAUGUUGGAGUACUCUGCCUUCAUGGAAGUCCAAAGGGAUCCGGACACUUACAGCAAACACCUGUUUGUCCACAUAGGACAGACAAACCCCUCCUACAGUGACCCUCUCCUGGAGGCUGUAGACAUCCGGCAGAUCUACGACAAGUUCCCAGAGAAGAAGGGAGGCCUCAAGGAGCUUUAUGAGAAAGGCCCUCAGAAUGCGUUUUUCCUGGUUAAAUUUUGGGCCGACCUGAACAGCAGCGGGAUGCAGGAUGGCCCUGGUUCUUUCUACGGCGUCACCAGCCAGUACAGCAGCGCUGAGAACAUGACCAUCACUGUUUCAACCAAAGUCUGCUCUUUCGGGAAGCAGGUGGUGGAGAAAGUCGAGACAGAGUAUGCCCGCCUGGAGGGGGGCAAGUGCGUUUACAGGAUCCAUCGCUCCCCCAUGUGCGAGUACAUGAUCAACUUCAUCCACAAGCUCAAACACUUGCCUGAAAAGUACAUGAUGAACAGUGUUCUUGAAAACUUCACCAUCCUGCAGGUGGUAACGAACCGCGACACCCAGGAGACGUUGCUGUGCAUCGCAUUUGUGUUCGAGGUGUCCACGAGCGAGCAUGGCGCCCAGUACCACGUCUACAGACUUGUGAAGGACUAAGCAAAAAAAAAAAAAAAUGAAAGCAUGCCACUCCCCUCUCUUCAGCCAGCAAAACCAGAAACAAUACUAGAGAACUAACACUAACACACAUAAGGAAUUAAAAAAUAGUCACACACAUGCAUUUGACAGACCAGUAUCUUGUGCUUAAACGUGCUUUAGAUGAAGUGGAGGUACGCCAUGGCGCUUGAGAGAACGAGAAGGUGUCGAAUGAGAAGAUCACUCAGAGCAAGGAAAAAAGACAGAACUGGACCACAGAUGAGGAGGAGGAAGAGGAAGUGGUGUUGCAGUAGAUCUUGUCAGGAAACAAAAGUGCCUUUUUUUCUCCAAAGAUAUAAUUGCCUGCCACUUUGAAUUGCCUUUUGUACUACCUCUUUUUUUUGUCAAAUGAUAGAUCAUCACAGGGCAAGUUCAUUUGGAACCAAGCCCUAGAGCCUUUUCACACCAACAUUUAUCAGUGAAAGGACUUGAUGCCCUGUUCUGGUACUGCUUGUCUGUGAUUUUAAUCUUGUCUUAAGUGGGGUUCACACAUAUCAAUUUUUAAUAUCUUGGUGUACUUCAGAUGAGCGGCACAGCACGCCACACACAUAACGAGAUCUCCAAUAAUCGCGAGUCUCCUUCCCCAAACCAGAUGUCUGUCAAACUACUAAGUCCGACCUGUAAGUGGCAGCAUGAGGCCACGGAAGAAAGACAAGUAAUAGAAGAAAAUUGUGAGUGAUAUUCAUGAAUAUUGAACAGGGGUAACAGGUACAUUCUGGGGCCCAACCCUUUUCAGACCAGGUCAGGGAAGAUAGAUCAACAUAAUCUUUUACAGGCAUUCGAUAAUGGGGGAAAUGCUCAAAUACGGCCUCAUUACAGGUACGCAUGUAUUGCACUUAAAUCACACACAAAAGGAUUUGCGAUCGUCAAUAUUGAACGAGUUUCCGUUGAUAAUUGGCAGAUAAACGAAGAAAAAAUAACACAUCUCGCACCACAGUAUAAUCACUCAUAUUAAUCUUUCAGGGACAUCAGACAACUGGGACUUUGCUGACUUUGAUUAGAAAGGGGAAUGCUAAAAUAUAGGCCGAAUUAUCAAGAUGAGAUAUACCCCGUUUUGAUCGGUAUUGACAACACACAUAGGGGUCUGUGAUCCUAAAUAUUAAAAAAAAGGUUUAGCAUGUAUGAUUGUCACACCGACCGUUUCUCAAGCAGAUCAGCAAGGAAAAUUACUCUUCACCCACUUCACACCACAGGAUAAUCUUUUAGAGAUAAGAGGGCCUUUGACUUUGAUCGGAAAGGGAGGUGAUGCGCAAACUCGGCCCGAUUGUCGGUUUGUGCUUAAUUGAUUUCACAUCACAAUCGUGGAGUCUGUGGCUCGGCUGAAAUCGAUGUUGAUCACAUGAAAGGAUUUGCUGUUGAACAGAUAUAAUAUUUCUGAUUGGCAGUCCCAACUGUCUUCUAAGCCGGUUGGAAAAGGGGGGAAAAAUAAAUCUUCACACACUCCACACCACAGAAUAAUCGUUUAGGAUAAUUAUUAGAGGCAUCCGACAAUCGGGCCUUUGCUGAGGGAGUAAAGUGCUUCCAUUUGGCCCACUUAUCUGUAUAUCAUACAAGAAUUUGUAAUUGUAAAUAUUGAACAGGUUUAACAUGUACGAUUGUCAACCGUCUUCCAACAAGGUUGGGGAGAGGGGGAAAAACACUCUUCAAACACCCCACACCACAAGAUAAUCACUCGGGUUAAUUUUUCAGCGGCAUCCGACAAUCAGGCCUCUGCCGAGUUUGAAUCGAAUGGCUGAAAUGCUCAAGAACAUCACGAUCUACAGUAUAUGUGCAAAUCAAUGAUUUUUUCAACCCUAUGGAUGCUUUUAAAAUUGCUCAUCCUUCAUAAAGCCAGCGCUUGUCCCUGCCCCUGCACGACCACGUCCACCAAUCUUCUUGUUACACUGCUUUAUUGGAAGACGUGAGUUCGCACAGAUGCCCUGAGACGACCAGGGUGGUGGUUGUGGUGUGAGGCAGUGGAGACCAAGUGACAGCAGUGUUUGAUUUUUCUGCCUUGACGUGUAUGUAGCCCGAAGUGAAAACUAUAUUGUUUCUGUACUGUGAGUCAAGUGGAUCCCUAAAGGAAUAUGUGUCACAUAGGAGUAUUUUUAUUUUGAGGAGGGGAGGGGAUGGGGCUUUAUUUGUGAUUAAGUGUCCUGGCACAGAAAGAGCAGAAGAGAACUAACAAAUUGAAAUCAGUGUUUCUUUUGAUGAAAAAGAAAUUGCAUGCUGUGAAGUCAUACAUCUUCACUCACUAUGCGGAGAAGCUUCAGUUUUUCAUAUUUAAGAUGUAAUAUUGGCACCCAUCUCCAACCUGUUGUCUCUGUGCUGCGUGCAAUGUGAUCAUUGAUUGUUAUUUAUGGGUUUGGAAAGCAGAUUCUAAUAAUAAGGGCAAUGUGGGGUUCACUACUUAAAGAUCAUUUUUCCAUUGAUUUGAAGAUGCUUCAACGGAAGUCUGUGCAUAUGUCUGCGUGUGUGUGUGUGUGUGUGUGUGUGUGUGUGUGUGUGUGUGUGUGUGUGUGUGGCUCACUGGACAAUUUCCAUCCAUCCAUCCAUUAUUUUUCACCGUAAAAUUGGACAUAUUUUGACAAAAGUGCCUGCCUGGCUUUGAAUGUCGUAUUUUGCAACUUAGACAAACACAACAAUAACGCUCCUUGCUCUAUGUAUUUUUUAUACAGUUUUCUUGCCAGUAUCAAUAUUUGUCCAUGUUUUGAUUCUGUUGUCUUUUUGACUGUGAGUGUUUUGCCUCACUGAAAAUGUGUGAUUGUGCUGACAUUGAUAAUUAAUAAUAAGAUAUAUAAUGUAUCAUAUUCUGAAUGGUGUGGGAAGGUGUUUUGUUGUUUUUGGUUAAGGUUUUUGCCACAAUUGUGAAUUGCAAUUUUAUACUUCCAAAUAGAGGUUGGACUAUGUAAUCAAACAAAUGUAUCUAACAAUAAAAGACACAUGGUGCCUUUGGGGGCCAUUUCCCCAUGA